Molecule: messenger RNA, 1269 nt
Organism: Oreochromis niloticus (Nile tilapia)
Lineage: Eukaryota; Metazoa; Chordata; Actinopteri; Cichliformes; Cichlidae
Exons: 5
Coding region: 170-1066 (298 amino acids)
Molecular function (GO): nucleic acid binding
Source: RefSeq, a predicted model, not a curated record
GAGUUCUCUGUGAGCUCCCGCCCCUGGCUCUCGCACCUGCAAACAAUCUCCACUCUGGCUCGGGACUUAAGGAGGUGGCUGGAGGCGCCUCGUCGCUGGAUUAUUGUGUAACACUUACUUCUCGCCAGCCUGAGGAUCGCCAUUUGGUUUCUACCCUGACAGAGAUUUGAUGUUCUGGAGGAAAGAUGGAGAAGAGCUCCAUGAAGGUGUGGAUCCUGGAGAGAUCCUCCCCAACAAUGAUGGGACCUUCCAGCUGAAUAUUGAUCUGAAACUUUCAUCAGUCACACCUGAAGACUGGCAGAGAGUACUCAAGAAGAAUGAAAUCCACAUGAAGCAAUUGUAUAAAGUGCCAUUUGAACGAAACAGUGACAGGGUGAAGGAGAUCCGUCACCAGUAUGUGCAGCGUGUACUGGAGCUGGAAGCCAGGGAAACACUGCACACAUUCAUAUAUGUUGAUGAGGCAGGUUUCAAUCUGGCCAAAGGCAGAAGGCGUGGAAGAAAUCGCAUUGGACAGAGGGCAACCACUGAAGUCCCUGGUCAGCGCGGAGGGAAUAUUACCAUGUGUGCAGCCAUCUCAGACAACGGCGUCCUCACCCAUAUCCCCCUUCUUGGUCCAUACAAUACCCAACAUCUCCUGACAUUUUUAGACACUCUUUACAGGGACCUAGUCCCUGAGAAUGAGAGAGGUGGAGGCCAACUCAGCAAGUAUGUUGUUGUCUGGGAUAAUGUCCGUUUUCACCACUCCCAUCAGGUCAGAGAGUGGUUUGCAGCACAUGACAGAAUUCUGGUUGAAUAUCUCCCUCCAUAUUCCCCAUUCCUUAAUCCAAUAGAGGAGUUUUUCUCUGCCUGGAGGUGGAAAGUUUAUGACCGGCAUCCACAUGAGCAAAUGGCCCUGCUAGCAGCCAUGGAUGCAGCAUGUGACGACAUCACAGCAGGGUCCUGCAGAGGAUGGAUUUGCCACUCCAGGAGAUACUUUCCUCGCUGCAUUGCGAGGGAUAACAUCUGUUGUGAUGUAGAUGAAAAUAUGUGGCCAGACAGACAGGAACGUCUGGAUGUGCCGGAAUGAUUUACUGUACUGUUACAUGUGCUGUUUAUUGUUCACAUUAGUGCACAGCUCUACCAAAUGGGUGAUUUUAUGUUUACAUGUAUUCUACAGUGAACAAGUGACUGUAGCAUAUUUUUCUUUUGCACAAUUCUGUAGGAUUACAAACACUUCUACACAAUGGAAAUGUGAAACGUACGUAUUCAGUGUCUCAGUUACUCCCAAGA